Messenger RNA from Corticium candelabrum, 803 nucleotides. RefSeq lists its product as uncharacterized. The coding region runs from base 1 to 648 and encodes 215 amino acids. NCBI's taxonomy places the organism in Eukaryota, Metazoa, Porifera, Homoscleromorpha, Homosclerophorida, Plakinidae. The record is from RefSeq and is a predicted model, not a curated record. The transcript is spliced from 2 exons.
AUGGCUCGUCGGCGAAAAUUUGUGUAUUCGUCUCGUGUUGCGCAACUGGUGUCUCUAAGACGUCAGAGAGAAACACCCGAAGAAACGAGGAUUCGUCGGGAAAAAGGUCGUAUAGCCAAUGCGGCGAGACGGGCGCGUGAAACGCCUGAGGAGAAAGAAAUCCGAAAGCAAGCAGAACGUCGUAUGGCUGCACGCAGAAGGGCUUGUAUUAAAGAAAGGCAGAGACGAGAGAACAAGUCUAGACUGACUAGACAGAAGAGUGUACGAUAUAUUUGUAGAGAGGAGAGCCUACACCAUGUUAGUGACAGAGGAAAGGUUUGUAAUCGAGUCGUUUGUAAGUAUGGUCUUAGGAAGAUUACGAAGGGAAAGAAGGAGUGUGAGGAUUGUGAAAGAGACGUCGACAUUCAUCAUGUGAGAGGUCAGAAACAUCGAUCACGUGACCACCUGAGGACUAAAAUACACGAACAUGCGCAAGAUCAGAGCCGUAUACGGGACCCGAAGAUCGAUCAACAUCAUGAGAUUAUGACUUGCUUCUUGUCUCCUACGCGGCAUUUACGAAAGGGCAAAAUCGAGAAUAUUGUAGAGAAGAUCAAACAGAGAAAGAGUUGCCACGAGACAACGAAAGUGGAAGCAUCGUUGACUGUAUAGCCCAAAGUACAUGUACUUUAUUUAUUGGUGAUUGUUGAUAUCAAUGUACUCAGUAAAUUGUGAUGAGAGCUUGCCUGUGGUGUUGUUAUCCGUUAAUGUUGAUGUAUAGAAAUAGUAGCAUUUAUAUAGAGAUUGAUAAUUAAUUUUGCUUCUGA